UUCUUUUGCAAGAUGUUUCACUGCCUUGGUGUGCUUUUCGAAAAAUAGGUCUGCUAUUGUUGAGACUGCUCCUACAUUUUGCAUCCAAUAAUUUGAUGAUGAGAAAAGGAAAUCUUUGCUGGUGGCUACUAUUGCUACCUGUUUUGUCCCAAACAUUGCCUAGUAAAGUAGAGGAAAUGGGCCAAGAUUGGAUUGGACAAGAGAAAGAGCCAGUGUUACAGGUGGAAGAGUUGUUGGACAAACCUGUUCAUCGUAUAAAUCCUGACAUGGAUCAAGGUACUUUGCAUGGUGUGGAAUGUGGGCUGGAAGGAACUGGAGUACUUGGGCAUGACUGGGGCCACAUGGAGACCCAAGGAAUCCUCAGGGACUAUGACCGUGGAUUCCUGAAUGCGGUUAAACGUGAUUUGUGGGAAGCAGGUGACCUAGAGAUAUUUGGAAUGUGUCCAGAUGAUAAGCAAUCAGCCACUAUUGUAAUCAUGAAACAACUUGCAAAAUUAAUUCAAGAAUCUGAAGGAAAACAUUUGGUGGUUUUUCAAAUGGAGAAAGUGGAAUGGGAGCCUGGAACCAUCCUGGAGUUUCAGGGCACCAUAGAGGAACACAUCUACCCCUUACUGCAGCACACUCACCUCCUGGCACUUGUGGUCUACCCAGACACACAGAAGUCCUCUGCGGGGAGUCAUCCAUCCAAACUCUUGGUGUCAGUGGAAGGUCAGCCACAGGAUCAGGUUGUGUGCAUGUCAACAUCCACCCAAUAUUUGGUCUUUAGAGUGAGAGGGACCAUGAAGAAUGUUACUUCUGACCAUAUAAGAUUUCACCUAUCUGUCCAUUUAAAAGACCAUUCUGAUGGACCUGGCCUACCAAAACCUGAAAUUGAAAGGCUCCUUUUUGGGAAAGACAAGUGUCUCACCAAGAUUACUCCAGCCUUAUUCAUGGUUUUAGGACAAUCACAUAGAGAAGCUUCCCUCCCCAUCUCAGAAGCUUCUCUGGAGAACCCUGAAUCCAGUUUUAAAGAAAGCAUGAAUACUCAACCUGUGGUUGAGAAGGAUGACUUUUUGAAGACCCUGGCUCGUUUCUCCUCUCUCCUUAUGGGUUCUAAAGGCAAGGCAAAGACUUCUGUCUAUUUUUCCCCUGAUCCUGCUGAUACCAGAGGUGGAGUUUUGCACCCUCAACUUUUCAAUGUUACAGAAGUUGAGGCACUUGAGUGGUUGGUCGAGUCUCAAGAACCCUUGGUUUUUCUUUUUUUGCCAGGGAGUAAAUAUCUUCUGGGAACUACAUUUCAAGAAAAAUUUAAUGGAACGUUGUUGGAUAAAAUGACUGUGAAAAUCCAAGAGGUUUUGGAAGAUCUGGAAGAGGUUUUGUCUGAUGGAGAACAAGUCCAAAUUCUUCAACACCUACUGAGUUUCUGCCAUGGCUUCUUUAAUGUUAGCUAUUUGCCCAGGACAGACAAAUUACUACAGUUGGGAGAACACAAACAUAGAAAACUUCAUUCUUUGAUGCUACUUAAAGUCUUGCAAGCAAUUCGUACAUAUUGGCAAGACCACAAGAAACUAUCACGGCAGCACCGGGGUGCUGGUGCUAAAUCUUACUGCCGCCUUCAGGACCUUAUCAUCAGCCUUAAACCGUAUGCAGAAUAUAAGCAUGUUCACCUCCCUGAUGAAAUCAACAUCAACAACUGUGUGGGGCCGUGCCGCUUCCCACAAACAACACAGAGUGACUACCAGGCCCAUGUUGUUUUGCUAAUCCAACUGCAGGAGAGAAAGCAACCACAACUUGAUAGACCUCCAUGUUGCGUUCCUGUAAAAUACCAAGGGCAAUGGCUUAUGGUGGCAGACGAGAAUGGUUUGACCCUUCGGCUAUACCCCAACAUGGUUGCCAAAGAAUGUGGCUGCCGGUAA
This is a messenger RNA of Pelobates fuscus (common spadefoot toad), 1895 nucleotides long. RefSeq names its product anti-Mullerian hormone (gene AMH). The coding region runs from base 96 to 1895 and encodes 599 amino acids. Gene Ontology annotation, biological process: gonad development. Gene Ontology annotation, molecular function: growth factor activity. The transcript has 5 exons. The record is from RefSeq and is a predicted model, not a curated record. NCBI's taxonomy places the organism in Eukaryota, Metazoa, Chordata, Amphibia, Anura, Pelobatidae.